AAAACGCGGUAAUAAACUUUGAAAUAAACAACACGUUUAUAUUGUUUCAUCUCGUAUUAUAGGCUGAAAUAAUAAUACGGAAUAAUACGGACAACGAGGUAAGAUCAUUUCCGUCAGGAUUUGACAUUUCCAAACAAAUGUCAAAUUCAUGAUACAUUUGUUUACGUCUCGUGCGUCCUGUCAAAAUAUUUACGUCCGAAUAGAUAAGACCUAAGACCAUCUUCGGUUAUCUCUGUCGUAACUCGUAAGUUGUCAUUAUCGCUAAUAGCGCGAUUGAUAAAAAGUCGCGCGCGGUGAAAAAGAAGACGAAGAAGAGGACGAAGACUACGAAGACGGCGAAGGUGGGGAAAGAAGGAGGACAGUGAAAAGUACAUAGGUAGAGGUGGGUGCACACAUAUUUAAGGCUGCCAUGCUCACGCCCCACCGCAUUCUCCGGCCGUGCGCACAUUUUGUAAGGACUGUACACUCGUUACAGUCGGCCAGUUACGGUGUCACGUCAUCGUCCCGGUCGCUCCUCGCUCGGGACUUGGAUCGUCGUCGGCUGCUGCGAAACCCCUCAUCCGUAGAAAUUCUCGGUGCAUCGUUUGCAACAAUGGCGAAAAUCAAGGCUGGUCCAGUCGUCGACAUUCUUGGAGAUGAAAUGACACGCAUUAUAUGGGAUUCCAUUAAAGAGAAACUCAUCUUGCCCUACUUGGAUAUUGAGCUGCAUACGUAUGACUUGGGUGUUGAAAAUCGUGACGCCACAAAUGAUAACGUAACAGUGGAAUGUGCAGAGGCAAUUAAACGUUACAAUGUCGGCAUCAAGUGUGCCACAAUAACGCCAGAUGAGAAACGCGUAGAGGAAUUUAAAUUGAAGCAGAUGUGGAAGAGUCCUAACGGAACAAUAAGAAACAUCUUGGGCGGCACCGUAUUUCGAGAGGCGAUUAUUUGCAAGAACAUACCUCGCCUGGUGGUGUGUUGGAAAGAACCGAUCAUCAUCGGCAGACACGCGCAUGCCGAUCAGUAUAAGGCGACGGAUUUCGUGGUGCCGGGUCCGGGCAAGCUGGAAAUCACCUGGACCGGCAACUCCGGCGAGAAGAUCCAACACACCGUUCACGAGUUUAAGGGUCCAGGUAUCGCUCAGGCUCAAUACAACACCGAUGAGAGCAUACGCGCCUUUGCGCACAGUUCAUUCCAAUAUGCAUUAGCGCGAAAUUAUCCCCUCUAUCUGUCUACGAAGAAUACGAUCCUCAAGAAGUAUGACGGUCGGUUCAAGGACAUAUUCCAGGAGAUCUACGACAAGGAGUACAAGCAGCAAUUCGAGGCGAAGAAGGUGUGGUACGAGCAUCGGCUGAUCGACGACAUGGUGGCGUAUGCCAUGAAGUCCGACGGUGGUUUCGUUUGGUCGUGCAAGAACUACGACGGGGAUGUGCAAUCUGACUCGGUGGCGCAAGGCUACGGUUCCCUAGGUAUGAUGACCUCGGUCCUUGUAUGUCCGGACGGUCGUACAAUCGAAGCUGAAGCUGCCCAUGGCACCGUCACUCGCCACUAUCGUCAAUAUCAGCAGGGCAACGAGACAUCCACCAACCCGAUUGCUUCCAUCUUUGCGUGGACCCGCGGACUCCUUCAUCGCGCCAAGCUCGACGACAACUCGCGUCUGCAACACUUUGCCGAAACCCUGGAGAAAGUCUGCGUCGACACCAUCGAGUCUGGCUUCUUCACCAAGGAUCUCGCAAUAUGCAUCAAGGGCAUGAGUAACGUCACCAGGGCCGACUACCUGGAGACGUUCGAGUUCAUGGACAAGCUCGCCGACAAUCUGAAGAAGGCUCUUAAGGCGUGACUCGUUAUUCACAACAAAGAACAUACGAAUUUACGGGCCAAGUAUUAGGUUCUUACACGCAUUGCAAUAAGAGAAAAAUAUAAGUAAGCUUUUUUUUUAUAUGGUUACGGGAAAAGGAAAGCUUCGAUAAAUAUAUAAUAUAUUUGCAUAAUUAUAUUAUAUACAAAGGUUUUUUGUUGCCAUAGUCAAAUCAAUUUCGCGCUAUGUAUGAUUGUGCUUCAUUUAUGUUGGAAAUAUUAUUAGUUUCUUAAAUGUGAAACACGGUUAAAUCGAUCACUUACAUUUUUCUCAGUGUUUGCACUUUUUACAUUAACUUUUAUACAGCAGAUAAUGCGCAAAUAUAUACACGCGAAAUAACAA
This is a messenger RNA of Nylanderia fulva, 2179 nucleotides long. It is a transcript of the gene Idh, whose product is annotated as isocitrate dehydrogenase [NADP] cytoplasmic. NCBI's taxonomy places the organism in Eukaryota, Metazoa, Arthropoda, Insecta, Hymenoptera, Formicidae. Gene Ontology annotation, biological process: isocitrate metabolic process; NADP+ metabolic process. Gene Ontology annotation, molecular function: magnesium ion binding; NAD binding; isocitrate dehydrogenase (NADP+) activity. The record is from RefSeq and is a predicted model, not a curated record. Gene Ontology annotation, cellular component: peroxisome; mitochondrion; cytosol.